CAGUUUUAUAGGAGUCGCUAAUAGUUUUAUAUAUAUGGAAUAUUUUGCUGUUAUUGGAUGAUAUGAACUUUGAAGUAUACAAUAAUCACACCAUUUUUUUAACUUAAAACUUCCUGUUUCAGUAUUAGUUAAAAGGGUUCCAUUAAACCUUUGGAGCGGAAAAAUGUCUCCUACCAAGAAUGGGUUAGAUACUACCAGUAUCAAUAAUACUACUGCUACUACUAAUACUACUUCUAAUAACAAUAAUAAUACUAAUAGUAAUAAUAAUAAACAAAAUGAUUCUACUAAACAAAAAAUAACCAAAUCAAGAAAUGGGUGUCUAACUUGUAAGAAGAAACGUCUUAAGUGUGAUGAAACAAAGCCCGAAUGUCUCAAUUGUCAAAAGAAGAAUAUCGAAUGUGGAGGUUAUGCCACUAAUUUUAAAUGGAGAUCAUUUAAUGAUUCAUCAAAUGAUUUUCAAAAUGUAAGUAGUAAUAAAUCAAGUAAUGAUUCUUUCAGAAGACAUCUUGAAUUGGCAUCCUUAUCAGUCACAGGGAAGUCAAUUAAGGAUAUAAAGAUUGAAAAUGAUUUGAUAUCUAAAGGGUUGAAUCCUCAAAGUUAUAAACGUAGAAAUACUCAUUCACAUUCCAAUCUCAAUUCCAAUUCCAAUUCUAAUUCUAAUAGUAACAUAUCUGUAAAAAGUACUCAAACAAGUGUAACAUUAAAGAGAAGUAAUAGUGAAGCAAAGAUAAAACUAGAACAUAAUAAUAAUAAUAAUUCUAAUAUUAAUGGAUCUAAUUUACAAAGAUCUUAUAGUCAUAAUAGUGGAAAUCGACUUGAAUCUUUAGCGGAUGUGGCAGUCGAUGAAAUAAAAAGAUCACCUUCUGUUUCAGGUAAGGAAUUAUAUAUUCGAAAUACGAAUAAUUUAAGUCCAUUUCCUCAAGCUUUUUCACCCAAUUUUACCGACUUUAUGAGAUCCACUGUCGGAGAUGAUAAUUUUUCAAAGGAUAAUAAAUUUAAAGAAAACUCCUUAGAAUCCUUUGAUAUCAACUUAACUCCUUCCCUUUCAGCUAUUAUUAAUUUUGCAGUUAAUAUGGAAGACAAUACUGUUUCAAUACAAACUCCUAUACCUACAAGUAUGUCACAUCGUUCAUUAAUAAAAACUUCAGAACAAGAACAAAUUCUUCUUUUAUAUUCUGAAUACACUUGUUCUAUUAUGUCUAUUAAAAAUGGAGCCCAAGAGAAUCCCUGGAGGAAAAUGAUUAUACCAUUAUCAUCGAAAUAUCCAUGUCUUUUUAAUUCAAUUGCAUGUAUGACCCUAUUUCAUUUGGCAGGUAAUACUCAAUUCACUUGUACAAUUGGUGAUUUACGAUCUAAAGGUUAUGCAUAUAUGAAACGAUGUAUUUUAGAAUUAGCUAGUGGAUUAACUAGAAUGAAUAGUAGUGAUGCAGAAUCUGCUUAUGAAUUACCAGCUGAUAUUGCUUUAAUAACUUGUUUGAAUUUAGCUGUUAGUGAAUCUUGGAAUACUCAUAUCACUAGUGGGAUUGCUCAUUUAAAGGGAGCUAAAUCAAUGAUUCAAAAAGUCUUGACUUUAUUAAAAGAUCAACAAAAUAGUAUCAAUAAGAAAAAGCAAGAAAUUAUUAAUUCUCCUACCCCUAUAGACGGAGACUUUGCUUAUCUGGAAUUUAUGAAAUCCAAAUUACUUGAUUUAAAAAGGAAAUUAGUGAUUGUAGAGGAUUCAGAGUGGAAAUCAAUGUUUAAUGAUAAAAGUGAUAUAUCUGGUAAUAAUGGAGAUAAACAAAUCGAGAAGACUAUCCCAAUUCCUCAAACUUUACAGUUUUUAUUUAAUAACUGGAUCUAUUUUGAGGUGUUAGCUCAGAUGACAACUGAUACAAAUUAUGAUGAUAAGGGAAUUGAUUUGGUUGCUACUAUAACCACAAUUGAAGCCGGAGCCAGUGUUAAAUCUGACUCAACUGAGCUGAGUUUUGGUGCUAGCUCUAAUGGAGCUGGUUUUACUUUCUUUGAUAACUUUGAUAGUUUCAGUUAUAGUACUGAUUAUGUGGAUCCAUUAUUGGGUUGUGCACAAUCUCUCUUUCUGAUUAUGGGGAAAGUUGCUAACUUAAUUGCUAAGGUUAGAAAAAUCAAACGUAGUGAAAAGUUUAAAGGUAAUAGUAGAAAUUCAUUAACUACAAUUACAUUGGCUACUGAAUUAAAGAGACAAUUAAUUGAAUGGAAACCUACUAUUACUGCCGAGAUGGUUAAUCAAGCAGGAAUGUAUGAAGAUAAUAAUAAUUGUAGUAAGUGGGAUAUACCAUCAUGUAUAGCCACUGCCGAAGCUUAUAGAUUUGCUACAUUAUUAUAUUUACAUCAAGCUGUACCAGAAAUCCCAUCAAGUGGAUCUCAUCAAUUGGCUGAAAAGAUAUUUAUAUUAUUAGCUUCUAUUCCUACUAAUUCAGAUUUACAUACUAUUCUUAUCUUUCCAUUAUUAGUAGGAUCAUGUGAAGCUGAACCUGGUGAAGAAAGAGAAUGGUGUGAAGAUAGAUGGGCAUUAUUAUCACAAAAAUUAUGGAUUGGGAAUAUAGAUAGAGCAUUUGAAGUUGUUAAAGAAGUUUGGAAGCGUAAGAAUGAGUAUAUAAGAAAAAUGAAACAAGAAAGUAGAAGCCAUUCAGGUACUAAACAAACUGAAGAUGAAGAUUCCUUAAGAAAUAUAUCUGUACAAAUUAGUGGAUUAAUGGCUGUGAUUAAUAAUGACCAAAAUUCUACAUCUAUUGAUGAUAUUAAGGGAGGCAUUACAUCAAGAUUACAUUGGAGUAGUGUCAUGAAAGAAUGGGGAUGGGAAGUUUUAUUGGGUUAA
Molecule: messenger RNA, 2833 nt
Organism: Scheffersomyces amazonensis
Lineage: Eukaryota; Fungi; Ascomycota; Pichiomycetes; Serinales; Debaryomycetaceae
Gene: ZCF9
Product: Zcf9p
Exons: 5
Coding region: 164-2833 (889 amino acids)
Biological process (GO): positive regulation of transcription by RNA polymerase II
Cellular component (GO): nucleus
Molecular function (GO): zinc ion binding; DNA-binding transcription factor activity, RNA polymerase II-specific; transcription cis-regulatory region binding
Source: RefSeq, a predicted model, not a curated record